UUUUCGCGAGGUCAACAACAUGGGUACCAAAGCGACAGCCUGAGAUUCCGCCAUCUAUAUGUCGAUAGAUUCCGCAGUCACAAAAUCAUGAAGUUUCGGAACCCAAACAGGUGGGAGAAGGGAAGAAGUAGAAAUUCGAAGAGUACAUUCUUGUUCCCGCCAUUUUAUUUCCUCUUCUCCGCACAACGCUGAACGACGCAUAUCAUAUUCAUUGUAUCACUAUUGAUUGGCAACGAUGAGUGUUAAGAAUUGCGAAUUGCCGUAUUAUGUAGAAUAUUCUAAAAGUGGGCGUGCUGGAUGCAAGACGUGCAAAAAUAGCAUCGCGCAAGGAAGUUUGAGAAUCGCCGCAAUGGUGCAGAGUCCGUUCCACGAUGGUAAAAUACCUCAUUGGUAUCACUCUGAUUGUUUUUUUCUGAAGCAGCGCCCAAAAACAACAGAUGAUAUUGCUAAUUUUGAUGGAAUCCGAUGGGAGGAUCAAGAAAUUGUUUCAAAGGCGCUUGAAAAUGUUUCAAAUACGGCACCUACUAGAGGAAAGAAGCGAUCUGACGCCCCAUUAUCAGGAGCUUUGAAAGACUUUAAAGUUGAGUAUGCUAAGUCUAGCCGAGCCAUGUGUCGAGGCUGUGAAGAAACUAUUAUUAAAAAUGAGGUCAGAAUAUCAAAAAAGGAUUACGAGAGUGAAAAUGCCAGAGCCUACGGAGGUCAAGAUAGAUGGUAUCAUAUCCAAUGCUUUUCAAAGCUCAGAAAAGAGUUGGAAUUCUUUGAAACUGGAAAAAAGCUUCCUGGUUUUGAUGGACUGAAUAAGGAGGAUCAAGAGACCCUGAAAAAAACUUUAAUGAAGAUUAAAGAAGAUGCACCACCAACAAAGAAACUUAAGUCUGAGCCUUCUGAUCCCGAGGAAGAAUUACAGCUGAAGCUACAAAAUCAGAUGGUUUUCAGUAUGAGAGACAAGUUAUCGGCACUUCACAAACGUGCUCUUAUUUCCUUGUUAGAAGCUAACAAACAAAAAGUUCCCGAAGGAAUCUCCGAUAUGUUAGAUAGAAUCUCAGAUGCAAUGAUUUUCGGAGUUUUAAACCCAUGCACAAAAUGCCAAGGGCAAUUGGUUUACAACUCUGGGCUUGGUUACAUAUGCACUGGUGAUAUAACAGAGUGGACAAAAUGUGAACAUGUGACACAAGAUCCAAAACGAUCAAAAUUCGUAGUGCCUGCUAACCUUAAAGAGGCGCAUCUUUUUCUUAAAGAAUACAAAUCUAGAGUGAUGAGAAGGUUGAUUCGUAUCACAGCACCUACCACAUCUUCUUCUGUUAAAAAAGAAGAUGAAAUAGACAGCGGUCCAAAAAUACAAGCGAAACCAAAACCAUUGAAAAAUAUGGAGUUUUUUGUAAUCGGCAAAAUUCAGAGAGACAAGGAAGAGCUGAAAAAAGAGAUAUUGCUCUUGGGGGGCAAACUUGGUACAAAAAUUCACAAAAAUCUGGCUGCCUGCAUUUCUAAUCCAACGGAGGUUGAAAAAAUGAACAAAAGAAUGCAAGAAAUUAAAGAGGCCGACAUACAAGUAGUUUCAGAAGACUUCAUUGACGAAGCCAAAGAAUUUGAUAAACCAGCCAUUAUGCUUAUUAAUAAAAAAAACAUAUGCACAUGGGGCGGAGAUCCAAGUUUACGAAUUACAGCAGUGAUGGAAAAAUCAAAGUCCAGGGGUAAAAGUCAGUUUGAAAAGUCUGUGUCUGGAAAGAUCAAGAUGCGUGUGAAAGGUGGAGGAGCGGUUGAUCCCGAUAGCGGGCUAGAAGAUAGGGCCCACAUUUACGAAAAUGGUCGAGAUAAGUAUACGGUAACUCUCGGAAUAACUGACAUACAAUCAAAGAAGAACAGUUAUUACAAGUUACAAGUACUGAAAGAUGAUAAGCAGAAAAAAUACUGGUUAUUUCGGAGUUGGGGAAGAAUCGGCACAUCCAUUGGAGGCACAAAGAUAGAAAACCUUCCACUGGAAAAGUGUAUAGAGCAAUUUGAAUUUUUAUAUGAGGAGAAAUCGGGUAACAAAUGGAGUCGUCGUGACAACUUUAUUAAAAUCCCAUCUAAGAUGUACCCAAUUGAUGUAGACUAUGGCGGAGAUGAUGAUACAACGAAAAAAUUGAUGGAAUCGGAGAUAAAGAGUAACCUGAAAAAACCGCUACAAGAUUUGAUUAAACUUAUUUUCGACGUUGACACAAUGAGAAAAGUAAUGUUGGAAUUCGAAAUAGAUUUGGCUAAAAUGCCACUGGGUAAAUUGUCAAAGAAACAAAUCGAUAAGGCUUACAAAGUGCUAAGCGAAUUGCAAGAAUUCAUCAAAUCUGGCGGGGUCGACUAUUGUAAAUUUGUGGAUGCUUCAAAUAGGUUUUACACGCUUAUACCACAUGAUUUUGGAGUAUCAGAUCCGAUAAUUUUGAAAAACGAGGAGCAAAUCAAAUCCAAGUCGGAGAUGUUGGAUUCGUUACUGGAGCUAGAAAUUGCCUACAACUUAUUAAAUGCAAAAACAGAUGAAUCUAAGAAUCCUCUUGAUGCCCAUUAUGAACAGUUGAAUACAGACAUUGACGUUCUUGAUGUAGAAACAAAUGAAUACAAAUUAAUUGAACGAUAUGUAAAGAAUACCCACGCAUCAACUCAUUCUCAUUACGAGCUGGAGAUAGAUCAAGUAUUCGUGGUAAAACGUAAAGGCGAGGACAAGCGUUACAAGCCAUUUAAGAAGCUACCAAAUAAAAAGCUCUUAUGGCAUGGAUCGAGAACUACAAAUUUCGUCGGUAUACUGUCCCAGGGUUUGAGAAUUGCGCCACCUGAAGCACCUGUCACCGGUUACAUGUUUGGUAAAGGUAUAUACUUUGCUGAUAUGGUGUCAAAAUCAGCCAACUAUUGCUGCACUAACCGACAAAAUCCGACUGGAUUGUUGCUACUGUGCGAGGUAGCUCUGGGCAAUACCUAUGAGCGACACGCAGCGGAUUACGUUGAAAAAUUACCAAAAGGUAAACAUUCUACAAUGGGUCUGGGUCAGACUCAACCAGACCCAGACGAUUUUCACAUUACAAGUGAUGGAGUUCAGGUGCCAUACGGAAAGCCAGUACCAGCUAAGCUUUCAAAGUCAACUUCUCUUUUGUACAACGAAUAUAUUGUAUAUGAUGUGGCCCAAGUUCAAGUACAAUAUUUGGUCAAAACUAAUUUCCGGUACAAACUAUAAGCUGAAAUACUUUCAAUGUUACUUGCCAGCUGCCCUACCUCAAACAAGUAGUUUGAUAUUUGCAUACCACACAGACCAUUUGAGGUCGCCAAACUUCCAAAUAAGGCCUACCGAUUUGAUAAUGAAUUAUGCGUAAUAAUAAGUUGUAUUGUGUUUGUCAAGUCUACUCGUUUUUGUUUUUUAUACUUUGAGCAUAGGUAUAAGCUGAGUACAUCAGUCCAAUCCUGAUGCAAAUGUUUUUCUCAUUGAUUACGCUACCGAGUAUCAGUCAAGUUUAGGCCCAAGCUUCAACCAAAAGACUGGGCUACAAUAAAUUAAAUUUCAAAUACAUCUACGUAUACAUAGAAGUGCUAUUAUCAUGGGACAUUCAACCUUGAAAAAUAUUACCAAGUUUUUAGUUUGCUAUGAUAAAUAAGUGAAGGGAAUCCAUUGUCGGCAUUCAAAUCAGGAACGAUAUUGAAAUGUUAUUGAGAGCAAAAUAAAUUAGGACUUCAGACCAAACCAGUGAUAUGAAAAUUCAUAUUUGAUUCUUGCGCUAUAUUUCCUUCAUCUUUUUACUUUUGGCAUAUAGUUAUACUUGGUAUAUAUGAUGGUUUCUACUUCUCAUAGGUAUGUAUCCUUAUUUGAGAAUAGUGAUAAAUUCCGAAGUUACCUUCUGUCCAAUAUUUUUUAUACAAUAAUCAUCAGCCAUAUUUUCUACGAGACGAUUUUUACUUUCAAUAAUAAAUCAUACUAACAUAGAUAUUAAAACCGUAUUUUAUGUUGCAAUUGUUGCCAAUUUCAUUUUCCACUUUUCCAUUGUAUCCUUAUUCCUUGAAAUUUCACGUAAGUAUACAGAUAUGUGACAUGCAAAAUUAACGAAUUUUAAUCUGUCAGUGUAUCAGAUGCAAGCAAACGAAAAAAAAAAAUUCAUGCAAUAUGACAAUUUGGUACGUACAGAAAAAUUAAGCAACAUAUCUGACACCGAUAACUUGAUACAGGCAUUUCCUUGGAAACGUCUCACAUCCUCCUUCAUGGUUUUUAUGUUUCCGAAAAAUGAUUCGAAAUAUUGAGGAAACAUUACGCGGAAUAAAUGAAGAGCACGUGUUGUGUAAAAUUUUUAGAUUCGAUAUAUAUUAGUACAAUGGUAGUACAAUUAUUGAUUAAUAUUCAAAAUGAAAAUCGAAGUAAGAUUGGUCGAACGUAUUGAUACGAAUAUAUCCAUCUUCUCCGCCUGUAGAAUAACUCCGUCCAUUAGGAUGAAAGGCCAAAGAAUUGAUAGGGCCAAAAUGGCCUUUGAGUCGAGCAAAUUCUUCCUCAAA
Molecule: messenger RNA, 4500 nt
Organism: Neodiprion fabricii
Lineage: Eukaryota; Metazoa; Arthropoda; Insecta; Hymenoptera; Diprionidae
Gene: Parp1
Product: poly [ADP-ribose] polymerase
Exons: 5
Coding region: 236-3199 (987 amino acids)
Cellular component (GO): nucleus
Molecular function (GO): DNA binding; zinc ion binding; NAD+ poly-ADP-ribosyltransferase activity
Source: RefSeq, a predicted model, not a curated record